Messenger RNA from Pseudocercospora fijiensis CIRAD86, 576 nucleotides. RefSeq lists its product as uncharacterized. Gene Ontology annotation, biological process: cytoskeleton-dependent cytokinesis. The transcript has a single exon. The annotation marks the transcript as partial. Gene Ontology annotation, cellular component: dynactin complex. NCBI's taxonomy places the organism in Eukaryota, Fungi, Ascomycota, Dothideomycetes, Mycosphaerellales, Mycosphaerellaceae. The record is from RefSeq and is a predicted model, not a curated record.
ACGCUGUCGAUGCUGGCGGAGCGGCUGCAAAGGAUUGACUAUGUGGUCAACGGAGACCAGCAGGAAACCGACGAGAAGGCAUCGGCACACCAUGCUUCGGCCAGCGCGCGUCUCCGCAACCUGGAGCGGACAUUGAAGGCAUUGGCAGCAAGGUCGCAUGCCGUUUCGGACAUUUUACAGCUUCAGAAGCAUUAUCCAGAACUGUUUCAUCCCACCGACUCGCACGCGCCCCCGAGCAGUCUCGCACCAGCGUCUUUGGCUCACUUGAUAUUGGCACAUGAUUCGCUAUACAAAACGAGUGCAGUGCAGCUCUCGACGUUGAACGACAACAGCACUGUUCCGGAGUCUACCCCUAUGGUCAAGCUCAUUGCCAUGCAGUCACGCAUCGACAAGCUGGAGGCCAAGCAGAUAGAGCAGGCGCAGGAAUUUGCGGAACUGAGGGCAAGAAGCGCAAGGGUCGUGGAGAAGUACUAUGAAAGCGGCGUGUUGCAGAUGGGAGAACGCUGGACCGAGUGGGAAGAACGCUUAAAAGACUGCGAGAUCUUGGUCCGGAGGAAGGAAGCUGCUAAAAGACGC